Aspergillus alliaceus is the source of this 1857-nucleotide messenger RNA. RefSeq names its product phosphoribomutase PRM15. Lineage: Eukaryota; Fungi; Ascomycota; Eurotiomycetes; Eurotiales; Aspergillaceae. Gene Ontology annotation, molecular function: phosphopentomutase activity. The coding region runs from base 1 to 1692 and encodes 563 amino acids. The transcript is spliced from 6 exons. The record is from RefSeq and is a predicted model, not a curated record. Gene Ontology annotation, biological process: purine ribonucleoside salvage; carbohydrate metabolic process.
AUGGCUAGAGUGGGACCAAGAAUUCAAUUUGGGACUGCAGGCCUUCGCGGCCGGAUGGCGGCAGGGGUUUCCGGCAUGAACUCUUUGACCGUCAUCCAGGCAUCGCAGGGUCUAGCUAAGUAUUUGAAGGACAAGCAUGCGGAUAGUGCGUCGGGCGGAGUAGUUAUUGGCCAUGAUGCUCGUCACAACUCGGCCAAGUUUGCAGCGCUGGCUGCGAAUGCCUUCAUCUCCCAGCAGAUCCCGGUUUGGUUCUAUUCGGAGCCUUCCGUGACCCCAUCUGUGCCUUUUGGAGUCACGCAUUUGCGGGCUGCUGCGGGUAUUAUGAUCACUGCAAGCCAUGUAAGUUUCCCGUCGGGAGACGUAUGUUUAUUUAUGAAGACUGACUUUCUGAAUGGUGCCCAGAUCAACACGCCUGUUGAUGUAGAGAUAGCCCAGUCAAUCGAAGAAAACCUGACUCCAUGGCCGGGUGCCUGGAAGGUCCUUCAGGCUGUCAAGUAUCUCCACGCUGAUGCGUAUAAGACCAUUUUACCUCACUAUACAAAGACUGUUUGGGAAUACGCGAAGUCCACUGUGACGGACUGGAAACAACCGAGACCCUUUGUCUACACGCCCCUGCACGGAGUUGGAGGCCUUGUCUUCCCCGAUCUCUGCCGGUCUGUGGGCAUCACCGAGUUCACACCCGUGCUGGAACAGGUCGCCCCCAAUCCAGAUUUCCCGACCGUAUCGUUCCCCAACCCAGAAGAGGCCGGUGCUUUGGAUCUUGCCAUGCAAACAGCCGAUAGAGAAGGCAAAACCUUGAUCAUUGCCCAUGAUCCGGAUGCGGAUCGCUUCGCUGCUGCUGAAAAAGUCGAUGGAUCAUGGUUCUCUUUCACGGGAAACCACAUCGGAGUUUUACUCGCCUCGCACCUCUUUGACUCUCUAGAGAACAGAAAGGACGACGCACGCGUGGCCGUUCUGAACUCCACAGUCUCCACAGGCAUGCUCGAGAAGAUGGCAACAGCCAAGGGCAUCCACUUCGAAGAGGCGCUGACCGGUUUCAAAUGGAUGGGGAAUAUUGCCCGACGCCUCGAAGGCGAGGACUACAGCGUUCCUUACGCAUUCGAAGAAGCCCUGGGCUACAUGUUCCCGGCAGUCUGCCACGAUAAAGACGGCAUCACAGCAGCGAUGGUCUUCUUAGCAGCACAAGCCAAAUGGCAAUCCCAAGGACUUACCCCAUACCUGAAACUGCAGCAACUCUUUCAAGAGUUCGGCCACUACGAAACUCUCAACAAUUACUUCCGGUCGCCGAACCCGGACACGACGAUGACUUUGUUCCAAGCCAUUCGAAACGGACCCUACAGAACCGAGAUGACCCUGGGAUCUUUCAAGAUCCUGCGCUGGCGGGACAUGACCGAGGGCUAUGACUCCGGCACUGCCGAUCACAAGCCUACGCUGCCGGUUGAUAAGUCUAGUCAGAUGUUGACUCUCUGGCUGGACCAGGAUGUUCGCUUCACUUUCCGUGCCUCGGGAACGGAGCCCAAAGUCAAAUUGUAUAUUGAAAGCUGUGGUGCGUCCCGCGCACAGGCUGUGGAUGCUGUUUGUAAUGCUUUCUUGGCUGUCUUAAAGGAAUGGGUACUUCCUUUUGCCCCGUCUAUGACAUACAGCGAACAGAUGCCUACAUCGUCGGGUCAUGUGUUCCAGCUUUCGGGAUAAAGCGUGAUUCGGCUUGAGCUCAAAGGACCUCGAAUACUUGUCCAUAGCACUCCAUGAGAGGAGCAUACUAUUACGUGAGAUGAGGAGAGUGAGACGGCAGAAAGAGCUGUAGCGAUUCGUAUACCAAUGUUAGCUCAUUUAGACGUUCAUGUGAGAUGCUAUUCG